AGAGAACGGGAGACAGACAGAAGAAGACUGUAAGAAAUGCAGGUAAUAUUACGAUAUCCGAUGUUCAAUAGGAAAAGAGUGAGAUUACAAACAGAUAAUUGAUUUUCGGUAAGAACUUCGGUAUAAAUAAAGCGAAGCAUAUUUAAUAAACGAAUUCCGAACUAAUUCUGAACUAAAGGUCCCCUAACUCAAGCGGAAACGGCGAAGAAAUUAAAAACGAAUAAUAUUACUUAUGAAAAAAAAGAACAAGAAGCACACAAAAAAAUAAUCGAAGAAAUAAAAACCAAAAGAUCGGUGACAGGCCCCACCUUGGCAUUUAUUAUGCUAAAGUUGGUGCUGUUUGAUUGGUUGAAUAUUCAUAUUUAACAGGAAGAACGAGGCGCCUUCUGAAUGUAUGUGACAGGAAUACACGCUAUCGUAGUGUCUUGAUUCCUUUCUUAUUUCUUCGUCAAAGAGUUUUCUCGGCGUUUACAGUCAAAAGUUGUUUUUACAUCGUAGCAGUAACAACAUUCUGUUUAUAAUCGAAAUAAAUUCCUCUUGAAUAUGAAGAGAUACAGAAUACUCAAAAAUUAUUAAUAAAUAGAAAAAAAAAAAGAAAAUAGAAAAAUAUACUUCUGCAAUUAUAUCGUCAUAGAAUAUAUGAUAUACAUGAAACUUUGCAAAGUGGAUAGGGUUGCAAGGAAGAAAGAUUAACGGAUAAACAUUUGAUGCUUACGGUAUUUAUUAAUUAUCUAAAUAAUUUAAAUCCAAGAAAAUGUGUUGAUAAAACAAAAUAAUGAAAGAAUAAGUGUUAAGUAUACAAUGAAAAAAAAAGUACAAUGGUUUGUUAAACGUAUUUAAAACAGUUCUAUCAUUUUACUUGAAAAGGACUUUCAAUAUAUUUAAUAAAACAUCUAAUAAAUGUAAUAAAUCCCUGAACAAGUGAAAUUGCGAACUAUUAAAGUCAACAAAGCGCGAGAAUCUCAAUUUCUAAAAGAUUGGAGAUUUUUGCACAAAGUCAGCAAUUUCGGGUUAGGAGAAUUGUGAAAUAUGGAAUACCAAAAUUACGAAGAUUCAGAGGCAUAUUCUAACCUCACCAACCAAUAUACCUCCGACGGGCCGCUGGAUUAUGAUGACUCUACGAAAGGAUCAAUCGAAAAUCUAAUCAUCGGAUUUCUCCGGAGCUACGUGAAUCCGUUAAUAUCUACGGUUGGAAUCAUUGGAAAUUUAAUCUCAAUUUGGGUGUUUUCCGCGAAAGGUCUACGAAAAUUAUCAUCAUCAGUUUAUGUCCAAGCCGUACUAGUAUCUGAUACAUUUUUCUUGGUUACAAUUUUAGCAGUAUGGUUGGAAUCAUUCAACUACAUGGCAAUGCAUGUAAAUGGAAUUUGCCAAGGAAAUAUUUAUUUGUCAUAUGUGAGCAGUUUCUUGUCUGUUUGGUACGUUGUAUGUAUUACUAUUGAAAAUUACAUUACCAUAUGUCACCCACUGAAAUUAAAAACUGUGUGUACUUUUAAGCGCGCUCGAAUCACCACGCUAACUUUUGCUUUCGCAGGGCUUGUCAUGUUUUCCGUCAUCAUACCCAUAACGAAACCACAGAAGCCUUUAUAUUCUCCUCAUAAUAGUUCCGACAAGCUCGUCUGUAAAACUAUUGUAGAAUAUACAAAUUUAAUGAAUAUUCUUACCUAUGUUGAUACGGUUAUUACCAUUCUCUUACCCAUGAUUGCAAUUGUUGGCUUAAUUUCCAUGAUUAUCGUGGAAACCAUUCGCUCAGUGCACAAGAAACAAAUUCGUUUAGCCAAUAAAGAAAAUCAGUCCAAAAAACUCUCUGACGUACCACAGGUACGAGUCGCCAAAUUGCUUUUUGCUAUAUCUAUUUCAUUCCUGCUAUUGAACUUACCAAGCUACUGUGCACGCUUGGUGUAUAUUUUUGUGCCUUAUGCAUUUCCACACGAUAGCAUAACCAGUUUCACUGUAUAUCAAUGUUUACUACACAUUAGCUAUUCCAGUUUUGCAUUGAAAUUUUUCAUAUUGUAUAUAUUCAGUGGAAAUUUUCGAAAAGUUUUAUUCAAAAAAUUGUUUUGUUGUUUCCCACACUUAAGUACCGAUACUCGAGCAACUGAAAGAAUAAAGUUAACUACUCCCGCAUUCGAUAUGGUUCAUUCGUGAAAGGAAGCAAACACUAGAAUUUGCGGAAAAAUAUUUAUCUAAGAAUUAAUUUAAACAAUAUCAUUACGCGAACUCCAUGAUUGAAUAAUCUGCAUAAACUAUUUCAACAAUGAUUUUUUUGUUGUUUUUUUUUAUUUUUAUCAUUCUAAGCUUUUUAAAAAUCAUUCAUUGAUUUGAUGAAUAACUUGAAAAUCAUAAAUGUUCCAUUGCAUCAACAUUUAUUGUUCUGGCAUAAAUAAUUAUUUCAAAGAAACAUUUUGCUUAUUACAAAGUUUAUUUAAAUAGUUUUCAAACAGAGCUCAUGAGUCACUUCCUCUUUGGACAAGAUAAUAAAACUGUUAAAAUAUGAAAAAGUGGACGAUCAAGUCUAUUGAAAAGCAAUUAGUAAGAAACAAAUCACAGCUACAUUUCUUAAAAACCAAAAAGAUAAACGGUUUACUAUAACACGAACGAUUAAAGGUUAUAGUUCUCUAAAAAAAACCAUUGUUUUAAAAACUUUUUAAUUGCAUACAAUUGUAUCCUAAUCUUUGUAUAUAUGGUAGCAGUACAUAUACGAUUACUCUAAGAUAAUGUUCAUAAUCCAUGAUGUUAAUGCAUUUUGUUUUGUUUCUAUACAUAUUUUAAAUUAUGUACUUUUGGGUUUUGAUGAAAUCUAAAAACUUUUCGCGAACAAUAGUAAGUAACACUGAAGUUCAUAUUAUAACAGUUUUCUAAUGUACUGAAAAAUGUUUACUGUUUCUCCUAUUAUAAUUUGAAAUAUAAUUCUAUUUGCAGUUUUUUUGUGAAAAUGGUUAAAUUAAUUCGAUAUUGUAACGUAAGUAGUCGGAAUGUGUUCAUAUUUUGUUAACAAUUUUAUAUUUCAGAAUGAAAUUGCCAGCGAAUAUCACAAUGUUAAGUUUAAGCUUUUAUCAUCAUUACUCAGAUUACAUGCCAAUUCCUUCAGUUAGAUACAGAUCCUUCAAAGUUAACUUAAUUGAUAAAAAAAAUCGCCAAAACUAUAUUUUGAUCUGAAUGCCUAUGUCAGGCUUACUAACAUGUGCUGAAAAGCGCUAACCUUCUCAAUUCCUUUGCAUAUGUUUCUCUGAUUUGUUACUGCAUUCUUAGCUGUUUAUUGAAGGUACUGGAUACAAAUGAAAUUAGUUAAAUAACAUCCUUUUACUAUAAUGCAUAACAAUUCCAUAUUUGAUCUUCGGGAAUAUUAUCGUUUGUUCAAGCGAAUCAUAUAUAUACAUAUAUAUAUAUAUAUAUAUAUGUAAUUAAGUAAACUACAGAUCAUUAAUGUUAUACUCACCUAUACGUUUGCAAUUUUCUUUCUACAUAGUGUUUUCUUAUCAGGGACAUCUAAGAACGAUUUGUUGAAUUCACUUCAAUAAACAGGCUCUUCCUCAAAUUUACAAAUUUCAUUGCUUUUAUUUCAAAUUCCAUAAAAAUUAAAAUUCAUUUUACUUAAAAUUAUAGAGUAUUUCAUUGUCAAUUUCGAAUUAUGAACAUUCAGUUUAAGUACUAUAAGCACACAUAUCUACUGUUUACGUGAAUUGGUGUUGAGUUAUUAAAGCAAUGAUACUCUCCAAUAAGACGUAGAUUAUUAAGUUGACUAUUAAGGAAACAAUUUAGAAAAAUCAGUCUCAAAGCAUGAAAACUGCUUAAUAGUUUUUUUUAUUUACUCUUAGUACUCUGCAUGCAGAUGCCAUUCAGAAGUGGGUGACUUAAUCUUUUGUCUUCGGUCAGCCAUUUGCUGUUCAUAUAAAACAGUUGGGUUAAUCUACGAUGCUGCCAGCCUUGAGGUUUUUGACCUAAUGUUGUCAUUAUUCUUUUGAAGCUACCGUAUAGGUAGAAAUGCUGUAACACUACAUUAAAUCUAGUAGUCUUUGAUUUUCA
Octopus sinensis (East Asian common octopus) is the source of this 4023-nucleotide messenger RNA. RefSeq names its product neurotensin receptor type 1-like. Gene Ontology annotation, molecular function: G protein-coupled receptor activity. Gene Ontology annotation, biological process: G protein-coupled receptor signaling pathway. The transcript has 3 exons. NCBI's taxonomy places the organism in Eukaryota, Metazoa, Mollusca, Cephalopoda, Octopoda, Octopodidae. The record is from RefSeq and is a predicted model, not a curated record. Bases 1030 to 2145 code for a protein of 371 amino acids. Gene Ontology annotation, cellular component: plasma membrane.